This is a messenger RNA of Cololabis saira (Pacific saury), 4953 nucleotides long. RefSeq names its product serine/threonine kinase 32A (gene stk32a). Gene Ontology annotation, molecular function: ATP binding; G protein-coupled receptor binding; G protein-coupled receptor kinase activity. NCBI's taxonomy places the organism in Eukaryota, Metazoa, Chordata, Actinopteri, Beloniformes, Belonidae. Gene Ontology annotation, biological process: G protein-coupled receptor signaling pathway; regulation of signal transduction; protein phosphorylation. The coding region runs from base 766 to 1980 and encodes 404 amino acids. The transcript is spliced from 13 exons. The record is from RefSeq and is a predicted model, not a curated record.
CUCCGCGCAGCGCAGUCCUCCCCCCGGUUCUCCCCCCGGUUCUCCGGCUCUGCUGUCCUUCAGGGACUCUGCACGGGAUUCUGCUGCUGCUGUGCUCCAGUCCACGCCUCCACCAGUGCCUGUGUGUGUGUUUUAUGUAUUUAUUUUGGGGGUGGCACUGGCAGGUGUCCCGGUGCCGGUGCGUCAACGUCCGGACAAGUGCUGCUCUCUGAGCAGAGACUGUUGCUCCGCGUCUGCUGAUCACAUCUCCUGCUGCAAGCUGGGCUGGGACGGGGAUGGUGCCGUGCUCAAGAGCCCCGGCAGCUUCCAGAGGUUAGGCUCUCAGUCAACAGAGGGUCACGGCAACAAGCACAUCAGCAGCUCUCCUCCUCCUCCUUCUCCUCCUCUUCCUCCUCCGGGCUGGCCAGAGUCCACAGUCUGCCUGCAUUCAUCUGAGCGGCAGGGAGGACACACAGACACAGUAGUGGCUGUAAGUGUGUGUAAGUGUGUGUGUGUGUGUGCUUGGCUGCUCUUUAGUCUUCAAUCCCCCGCCCAGUCCUUUCCUGCGUGGUGAUAAUGAUGUGUGCUGCUGUCAAGGUGUAGCGUCAAGAGGAAGACCUUUUCAGACCAGCAAGAGGAGCACCCAGGACGCCCGGAGACUGCACACCCGUGCGUGCAUGCACGCGUGCGUGGAAGAGAGUUUGACUGCUGAUCGGGCUAUGAAGGAGAGCCCUUCCAUUCUGGGCUGAGUUAAGCAGAACAGGGAGAACUGAGCCGGGAGCAGCCAUGGGACUGGGACAGUCCAGCAAGACUCUGGUCACCGACGACACUGACGAGAUCAAUUUUGACCACUUCCAGAUCUUGAGGGCAAUUGGAAAAGGGAGUUUUGGAAAGGUCUGCAUUGUUCAGAAGAAAGACACUAAGAAGAUGUACGCUAUGAAGUACAUGAACAAGCUGAAGUGCGUGGAGCGGAACGAAGUGAGGAACGUCCUGAAAGAGUUGCAGAUCAUGCAGAACCUGGAGCAUCCUUUCCUGGUUAAUUUCUGGUAUUCCUUCCAGGACGAGGAGGACAUGUUUAUGGUGGUGGACCUGCUCCUGGGGGGAGACCUGCGCUACCACCUGCAGCAGAACGUCCACUUCUCGGAGAGCACGGUGAAGCUCUACAUCAGCGAGCUGGCCCUGGCGCUGGGUUACCUCCGCAGUAAGCGCAUCAUACACCGAGACAUAAAGCCUGAUAACAUCCUACUGGACGAGCACGGACACGUCCAUCUAACAGACUUCAACAUCGCAGCCAUUGUAAAGGAAGACCUAAAAGCCACGUCCAUCGCUGGAACCAAACCAUAUAUGGCUCCGGAGCUUUUCCAGAGCUUUGAAGGGUCCCACCCCGGCUACAGCUUCUGCGUGGACUGGUGGUCUCUGGGGAUUACGGCCUACGAACUGCUAAGAGGACAGAGACCAUAUGUGAUGAGAUCCAGUACACCGACUAAUGAGAUCCUUCAAACGUUCCACAAGGUCCAUCCCACUUACCCGGUGGCCUGGUCUCUGGAAAUGAAGUCUCUCCUCAGAAAGUUGCUGUGCAUAGAUGUCCAGAAGCGCAUUUCCUGUCUAGCCGAGCUACAGGAUCUGGACUUCAUGUCAGACGUCAACUGGGACGCUGUGCUUAGCAAGCAGCUUCCUCCAGGCUUUAUUCCCAACAGGCGAAGGCUAAACUGUGAUCCCACAUUUGAGCUGGAGGAAAUGAUCCUGGAGUCCAAACCUCUCCACAAGAAGAAGAAACGGCUCGCUAGAAAGACCCGAGAUCAGGGAUCCGACGGGUCUCCCCAGAACGGGCAGCUGCAGCAGCGUUUGGAUAAUGUCCAGAGAGACUUUAUUGUCUUCAACAGAGAAAAGUCAAGGAAGGCAGUGGUGGACUCUUCUGAGCUGUCUGUGAGUGAGAAGAACAAGGCGAUAGAAGACGGACAGAACAACAACGUUGAGCCGGCUGCUUAUUCAUCAGGAUAGACCACACGAUCCCAGAUCCCCACGUCAUCACCUGCACCUGCUUGUCCAUCAGCAACUUACACACCCUUUUGCUCUAAUUGUACAUGCACUCAGAACUGAAUUCUAUGUCCCUGCAGUCCUGAAAAGGCGGUACAAAAACAAUACUGUAUGCGCUUGUGCAUCACAGUUUCACUUGCAAAAAGUCACGUCACGAAAAUCCUGAGCUGCUGGAGCGACAUGGACUGAUUCUUGAGCAGCAGCCGUGUCACACUCCUUCCCUUCGCUGUCACCAAAAGGAUCAACUCUCAGCGGAGAGUUGCUCAUUUCAUGCUCCCUUAUAUCUCUUUGGUGCUCUUAGGUGUGCUCCACUGAAUGCCUAAAUGAGAAGAAAGCCAGUUUGUUGCCAAAAAAACAACAGAAGACGAUAAGGAAUCUGCUCGCUGGGUUAACUGCACCUGAGAACGAAAUGCGCUGCUGCUUUUGAAGCAAGACGCUGAUUUUUAACUGGGUGAAUUUUCUGGUUGAUCGUGGUUAUUUAAAUCUAACUUAAUUCUGCAGUUCUACUAAACAUUUAAACAUUAGGGCGGUAGGCUAGUAGCAUCAUGCUGGUGAACACUUGGGUAGAUGCCUGUUUUCCAUGUGAUCCACAUGACAUAGUAUACGAGCAUGAUAGGAAAACUAUAAUAAAAGCUGAUUUUAAUUCAGUUAAAUAAGGAGAGAAAUCCCAUAUUCAUCUAAUAUUGAAUAAAAAGAGCUGAACUGUGGGCUUGAGCAUGAAUGGCUCACUUUAUCAUGACAGAUACAUGGCUGCAUUAGACGAUCAUUAUACCGUAUUUUCGCGACCAUUCGGCGCGCCGUGUGGAAAGGCGCACCCCCAGUUUUGUGUGUCAUUUUUGGAUUUAAAACACACAUACGGCGCACCGACCGAAAAGGCGCCGUCUACACACAUGCGCGCGCACAACACACACAAAUAGAGCGAAAAAAAAGUAAAUUAAAAAUAAAGCGGGAGCAAAACUUAGUUUGAUUGUACUUAAGUUAUUACAUUAAUCAAACCCAUCGAAAAUCUUCAUCCUCCGUUUCUGCAUUCAUCCGAACUUGAGACCGGGAGAACUGAUCAGCUGCGACGGGCACGAGCCCGCAGCUCUCUGGCCGCUGAGCAGCCGAGUCACUUUCCGUGCCGUGCGGCCCCUCGGAAAUGAUGCCGGCUUUUGCAAAAGCCCCAACAAUAGUCCAACCCAGCAGACACGUCAGCACACGCAACUACAAUCCAUCAACAGUAAAUGACGGAGCCCGCCGACCUCGGUGGUUCCUCCGGCCUUCCGGCCCGCCUCUGCAGCGCAGCUUCCCCCCGGGAGCCGCGCCUCCUUCUCGGUAGGGAGGCCGAAUCUCCCCGUCCGCCCCAGGUGUCCCGCCACGGAGCCGCCGCCGAGCAAUUCACGCCCCCCCCCUUCCCCCUUUAACGUUCUCAUGGUGGCCUCAAUUAUGUCCGCCUUAUGGUUCCGCGUUAAGUCGACGCAGCCCUACACCGUAGGCUCUGCAUCGGUGUAACGCAGAACCAUAAAUCAGCCUUUACAAUAAUACAAUGGGAGCAUUGCAUCAUUGGGGGCGCGGCACAUUUUAAAAAAAAAGAAGACAUUUAUAUGCGCCUAAUGGUCGCAAAAAUACGGUACGUAGCUUUGCUGGCUAGUUGAAGGCUGGCCUGUUGCUUUGCUGUAAUACGCCCGGUUAGUCAGUGGCAAAACUUGCCAAAAAUAGGAAAUAAUAAGAUGCAGCUAAGAAACACUGGAUUUGAAAUAUAGUUCAAGGUCCGUUAAUGACUUUGGAAGUUUAUACGGAGCUUUUUAAUUAAGCCUCCCAGAUGCAUUUGAAAUCUUUGGGAAGUAUGCUGAGUUUUUAUCAUACUCCUUUUAGGACACUGGCACUUUGACCUCAAAUUUUUUCUUCAACCUGCAAAUGACUAACUGGCUUCAAAUAGAAAAGGUAUAUUGUAGAUGUUAGUUCUGCACUGAACCUACUGUAGCUUUGCACAUGCUUUAUUCAUUAACCGUAGCAUUUACAUGUAUGCACUGAGAGACAGAAACUCUAAAGCUGUGAGUAAAACUAUUCUUCCCUUUGCACGGGUUUUAUAGAUGUGGAUUAAGGAAAGUCCUGGACCUGCUCCAUAUAAAAUAAGUACAAGGUGAAGAAACACCCAUCACUCAUGCUUUGAGAUUAGACUUGCACAAAAAAAAAACAAAGUCAAAAAGCAACACCUUCCUCUGAGGACUGAGGGACGCCUUACUCCACAGACGUGACGCGCAGCUGAUUCCUGUAUGUGCAUGAAAUGAAAACCUGAGCUUUUUCUCACCAUCAGUACGUAAAAAAACAAGAUUUCUACUGAUACCUCAUUGUUCCACUGACCUUUGUCCUAUCCAGUUCUAAGAAGAAUCAACUCUUCAAAGCCUAUGAAGACUUGUACUUGCAUUUAAAAUAUACCUGAUUCUUUAAAGUCAUUAGUGUUGACACUUUUUUACUGAACAUUGAUAAAAUGUUUGGACUUACCUUUAUGUUGCUGUUGUUGUCGUUCUUGCCGUCAUUGAUGUAGUUUUUCAGAUCCAAAGGUGGCCUCCUUUAUAGGUUGUGAAACAUCGUGGGAUAGAUAAAUGGAUGGACUCAUCUUUUGGUUUACCUGCUUUAAUACCUGGUGCGGAUAAUAUUUGGGAAUAUUUACCAAAAUGAGGCGCGUUUAAUGCAUCAAAUUAAUGAUCAGUAAACAUGUGACGCUAAAUGAAAGUAACCGUCAAAGAUUCUCUAAACCUGGUAACACCAUUACGUAAAAAUGUUUAUUUAAAAAGUAAUUAAGUCGGAAAGAAAAUUGUUUCACAUCUUGUGAAUUUCACCUGUGUUAAGAUUCUGUUGUCCUUCACUUGUCACUGUGUAUUUACUGUAAUCAAAUGUGAUGGAGUUGAGACUAUUGAGGUGUGCCUUAAAUAAUAACUUUCUUUUUCAGAAGCA